CGGCAAGAUAGUUUGUUCAAAGUUUGUACACAAAAUUUGAGCUGGGUAUUCUUCUGCUAGACAAUGGAUUUGCAAGCUCUCCUGUGCGAGAUCAACAGAUUGGAAGUCCGAGACUUCUUCCGAGUUUGCAAAAUUGGAAUGGACAAGCAGUUAGCCCCCAGAUGAAGGCGUUGAGCGAACUGGAGUUUAGAAAAGCAUUUCUCAUUCUAAACUACAUUGGGGAAGGAAAUCUUGAAGAUGCCAUAGACAGUGAUAGGAUUAGACAGCUGAAAGAUCUCAGAAUGUUUGAAUUUGAGGCAGCAGUCUGGAAUGCCAUUGGACAGUCUCAUGUCGAGAAAGAUGACCGUUGUCUGCAUGUUGACUGGGAUUCUGGAAGGACACACUUCUACCAUUGUCACGUUUCACCUCAGGGGUGUUAUCAUUUUAAAGUAAGUUUCUUGGCUUUUCUCUUGAACGUAUACUGUAAGCCUUGAAUUCUGACUCUUGG
Syzygium oleosum is the source of this 487-nucleotide messenger RNA. Its product is annotated as probable RNA-dependent RNA polymerase 3. The transcript has 3 exons. The record is from RefSeq and is a predicted model, not a curated record. NCBI's taxonomy places the organism in Eukaryota, Viridiplantae, Streptophyta, Magnoliopsida, Myrtales, Myrtaceae. Bases 162 to 473 code for a protein of 103 amino acids.